Cajanus cajan (pigeon pea) is the source of this 1404-nucleotide messenger RNA. Lineage: Eukaryota; Viridiplantae; Streptophyta; Magnoliopsida; Fabales; Fabaceae. The record is from RefSeq and is a predicted model, not a curated record.
CAUCAAGGCGUCGUGGGGAGAUGAUAUUCUGGACAUUUUGACACACACCAUAGAGACGUUGAGCAUCAUUGGUGUAUAACACUCGGACUUGUUCCCAUACAUCAACACAUGUCUCAUGGGCACGAAAAAUUUGCUUUAGGGAGGGAUGAAUGGUCGACUUAAGGACACUACAAAUUUGAGCGUCAAUUUUCAACCAACGAGGAUGAUCCUUCUCAUCAACGGAAGCAGCUGUCUGGGUAAGAUGAGCAACAUAAUCCUGUCCCUUAAGCAAAAGCUUGAUAUCUGAAGCCCAAGUAUCAUAAUAGGUGCCAUCUAACUUGUCAAUGGAAAGAGCGACAUUGACAUAAUUAGUGAAAAUAGUAGAGUCAGGCCGAUCAGCGGAAGAGGAAGCCAUAGAUGCUGUAAUAGGAGAGAGAAACAGCAACAGGAGAGAGAAAAAUGGCCCGAGAAGGAAGAGAUCUGUGACAAACGAUGGUCGAUCACAAAAAAAAUAAUAGAUCGGGGUAGAGGAGGUCUGGGCGAGUCUGCACCGGUGAUCGUCGCCGGAAAAGUCGCCGGACGCGCAGCCACGCGCGGCGGCCGACGGAGAGGAGAGAGAAACUGUGCCUAGCACGGAAUCGGCGCGUGCGGCCUCCGUUUGCCGCACGACUGGUGGCAUUGGGUUCGCCGGAGGAAGGCGAGUUGGGUGGGGGGGUCGCCGGCCGGAAAGGUGGUGGCAGCGAAGAAGAAACCCUAAAAAAUAGGAAAAAAAUUGCCGGAAAGAGACACGACAGGGUGGGGAUCCGGAAAACGGAAUGAGACACGUUUUCCGGGCACCAAUGAAUAGUGGGUCCACCGGGAGGUCAAGGAUUAGGCUCUAGAUACCAUGUUGAGAGUAAUGGUGAAUGGAGAGAACAUAUUCCUUGUGUAUUGUAAAGCAAAAGAUGUGUUUAAAUACAAAGUAGUGGGCCUAGGCCCAAACAAUCUCUUAUGCAGUCUUUUGGUUUUGUCACUUAUGCAUUCCAACGUGUACUCCUCUGAGUUUAUUGUAGCAGAAAAGUGGCUGACAUUGUUAGGCUUUGUAGGAGUGCCUCAAGUUCUUAAAGGAUGUCCAUUUUGGUGGAUCACAAAACCUUUCUGGCAAAUCUUUUCAUCAGAGUCUGGUGUUGUUCUGAGCCUCUAUGCUGAGACGACUUCCACCUUCUUUAUGGUUCUUAAAUCUCACACCAACUCGGUUGCCUCUGGACAACUUUCUCUGCAAUUGGAGAGGCUGCAUAUAUCUAUUAAAGAUUACUCUCUGUUACAAAGUACAGAAAGAACCUCGUCAAGGCUAUCUUCUAAUCCUAGUUAUGUUGGUCCUUCCCGUGGAUCUAUUUCUACUAGGUUAGGAUCUGCCUUGAACCCUAAAACUUUGGUUGCUGCUAC